Mus musculus (house mouse) is the source of this 2884-nucleotide messenger RNA. It is a transcript of the gene Gpr4, whose product is annotated as G protein-coupled receptor 4. The record is from RefSeq and is marked validated. Lineage: Eukaryota; Metazoa; Chordata; Mammalia; Rodentia; Muridae. Gene Ontology annotation, molecular function: G protein-coupled receptor activity. Bases 863 to 1960 code for a protein of 365 amino acids. The transcript is spliced from 2 exons. Gene Ontology annotation, biological process: regulation of cell adhesion; positive regulation of Rho protein signal transduction; response to acidic pH. Gene Ontology annotation, cellular component: membrane; plasma membrane.
GCUGUCCUGCCCCGCGGGGGCGCCCGCCGGGUCCCUGUGCUGUGCAGAGUCGGGACCAAGUCAGAGACGCCGGUCGCCCAGCCCAGCCGCGGAGCAGGCCUAGCAAUCUCAGCUCUCAAUGCAGUCGUGAGUGGAACAACUUCAUCUCCACUCCUCAGUCUCCACCAGGAUCAACUCUGAGUCUCCUGGAACCCCCUUCAGAGUCCCCCUCCUACACACAAUCCUGUGCUCCACCACUUACUCACCUUCCUGUUUCCUAGCAUCCCUUCCCACAGUCACCAGCCUUUACAAGUCCUUCCUCUUUGUCUGUCCCCAGAGGACACCUCAUUUUUUUUCCUGCUUUGGUGACUUUACAUAGUUCUCUUUCCAGCUGGUGUCCUAGCAGAUGCCAGCACUCUUAAAAUUGCAUCUUGCCAACUCUGUGACUUCUCUCCAUGCUCCCAUGUCUUUCCUUAGUCUUCUAGAACAUUCCAUCCCAUUGGUACUUCACCAUGUCCAUAUUGACUUCCUAAGAUUUCAAUAAGCAUGACACCGCUGGUGUCUUCAUCUCCUCUGUAAACACUGCCUUGACCUUUUUUUUUCUGGUGCCAUCUUUGUGCUCUGGUUGUGUAGAUAGCCCAUUGACAUUAGUUCCACCUCUUAUCCUUACCUUCAUCAUCCCUUGACACUCUUCCUCUCAAGUCCUCCCUUUGCUUAGCCUGCCACAAAGCAAACCCAGACCUCAGUCCUCGUGAACUGUCUCCUGUGAUGUUCCCCUGAGCCUCCAAAGAGGGGGCUCAGGGGGCCUGAUGGCCUCCCGCCCCCCGUGGCCCUGUAGCCCCAGCGGGCCAGGGGAAGCUCCUGGGAAGCCCCAUCGCCCAGGAUGGACAACAGCACGGGCACAGGGGAGGGCUGCCAUGUGGACUCUCGAGUGGACCACCUCUUCCCACCAUCUCUCUACAUCUUCGUCAUCGGGGUGGGGCUGCCCACCAACUGCCUGGCCCUGUGGGCAGCCUACCGGCAGGUGCGCCAACACAAUGAGCUGGGCGUCUACCUGAUGAACUUGAGCAUUGCAGACCUGCUGUACAUCUGCACUUUGCCGCUGUGGGUCGACUACUUCCUCCACCAUGACAACUGGAUCCACGGCCCUGGCUCCUGCAAGCUCUUUGGCUUCAUCUUCUACAGCAACAUCUAUAUCAGCAUCGCCUUCCUGUGCUGCAUCUCCGUGGACCGCUACCUGGCUGUGGCUCAUCCUCUGCGCUUUGCACGCCUGCGCCGGGUCAAGACAGCAGUGGCUGUGAGCUCUGUGGUCUGGGCCACGGAGCUGGGCGCCAAUUCAGCACCGCUCUUCCAUGAUGAGCUGUUUCGUGAUCGCUACAACCACACCUUCUGCUUUGAGAAGUUCCCCAUGGAGCGUUGGGUGGCCUGGAUGAAUCUGUACCGCGUCUUUGUGGGCUUCCUCUUCCCCUGGGCACUCAUGUUGCUGUGCUACCGUGGCAUCCUGAGGGCAGUGCAGAGCAGUGUGUCCACCGAGCGCCAGGAGAAAGUCAAGAUCAAACGUCUGGCCCUGAGCCUCAUCGCCAUUGUGCUGGUGUGCUUUGCGCCUUACCAUGCUCUCCUGCUGUCUCGCAGCGCCGUCUACCUGGGCCGGCCCUGGGACUGUGGCUUCGAGGAGCGAGUCUUUUCUGCCUACCACAGCUCCCUGGCCUUCACCAGCCUCAAUUGUGUGGCUGACCCCAUCCUCUACUGCCUGGUCAACGAGGGUGCCCGCAGUGAUGUGGCCAAGGCCCUGCACAACCUCCUCCGCUUCCUGGCCAGCAACAAGCCCCAGGAGAUGGCCAAUGCUUCCCUCACCCUGGAGACACCCUUGACCUCCAAGAGGAGCACCACCGGCAAGUCGUCCGGGGCUGUCUGGGCAGUGCCUCCGACUGCCCAGGGGGACCAGGUGCCACUGAAGGUGCUGCUGCCCCCGGCACAGUGAGCCCCAUGCCCAACUGUCAUCCUGCACCCUUCCGGUUGUAUGCAAAUGUGUGUAAAUAUGUCCAUGUGAAUUACAAGAAAAAAAUGAGGUUUUUUUUUUCUCUCUGUCAUCUUCUUCCACUAUGAUCCCCAAUGAUUCACUUAAUCCCAGCAGGGUCUGAAGGGGGAACAACACAGCCAGGAGUUUGUCAUCAUGGGCGCCCAGAUGGGGAGCCAGCCAUGGAGAGUUUGGGAUGAGGGGAUAAUUAAGCCAACUGCUUGGUUUCUGGCAGAUAAGGACAGACGAGUCUGAUCAGAUGCUACAAGUGUGUGAUUCCAGCUACUUGGGAGGCCGAGGAAAGAUUUGGAAGUUCAAGACCCACUUGGACCACAAAGUGAAGCCCUGUCUCAAAAUAUUAAAUACAACAAAGCCCGGGGAUGUAAUCUAGCAGUUUUUAUCUAAAAUUCCCAGUGAGGGGCUUGGGGCGUGGCCCAAGUGGGAGAGCCCCUGCCUAGAAUCCAUUCUGGUAAUACCUAGCAUGCUGGUAAUUCCUUCUUGUUUGUAUUUUGGAAAGCUAUUUACCACAGUCUGGCUUUGAGGUUAUGGUCUUCCUUCCUCAGCUUCCCAAGUGCUAGGCUUACAGAUGUUAACUGCUAUGUCAAGCAGAUAUUCUGAGAUUCUACACAAACAGCAUUCUCUCAGUCUCAGAUGGUGAAGGAGGACAGGGACUGUCAAGAGCAGGUAAGAGCCAAUCUGAGCAGCCUGCCUGAAGGAAUCGUAAGCAGGGCUGGUUUAGAAAGGAGGCCCAGGACAGGAAGAGCAUCCAUUCAUGCACUGUCUAAUCACAUCUUGCCUCAGAGAUUAGGUUGGUCUGUGAAGACCAGAUCCUGCUAUCAGGGAGGUAGGACUAACAAUAAAAAAUAAACAUAGCAAGACAAUUCCCUU